Gadus chalcogrammus (walleye pollock) is the source of this 978-nucleotide messenger RNA. RefSeq names its product olfactory receptor 1019-like. Lineage: Eukaryota; Metazoa; Chordata; Actinopteri; Gadiformes; Gadidae. The transcript has a single exon. The coding region runs from base 1 to 978 and encodes 325 amino acids. The record is from RefSeq and is a predicted model, not a curated record. Gene Ontology annotation, molecular function: G protein-coupled receptor activity; olfactory receptor activity. Gene Ontology annotation, cellular component: membrane. Gene Ontology annotation, biological process: G protein-coupled receptor signaling pathway.
AUGGACAAUGUUUCAGUGGUGACAUUGUUUACUCUUUCAGGUUUAAACUACACCAUGGACCAAAAGAUUGUUCUCUUUUCCUUUUUUUUAUUGUGGUAUAUUGCUAUUCUAUUUUUUAACAUAUCUAUCAUUGUCAUCAUCAUUAUGGAUAAACGCCUUCACGAGCCAAUGUAUAUCUUCCUGUGUAAUCUCUGCAUCAAUGGGCUCUAUGGAACAGCAGGAUUCUUCCCCAAGUUUCUCUGGGAUCUCUUAACCUCUCAUGUCAUCUCUUAUGCACAAUGCAUGGUACAGGGUUUCGUAGUACACUCUGCGAGCAUCACUGAUCUGUCCAUCCUGGCUCUGAUGGCCUACGACAGAUAUGUGGCCAUUUGUCGACCGUUGGUGUAUUAUUCAGUGAUGACAAAACAGAGGGUAUCCAUAUUUGUGUUUUUUUCCUGGUUCAUUCCACUCAAUGCAAUGUUUGCGAACUCUGUCUCACUGGUAGGGAUGCCAUUGUGUGGCUCACACAUAAACAGACUGUACUGUGUUAACUGGAUGAUUGUUCAACUUGCAUGCUCAACUCGCAAGGUGACCGCCAUCCUAGGAUAUAUUAAUAUAAUAUUUUAUUUUAGCCAUGGUGUGUUUAUCGGUUGGUCUUACAUGUAUUUAAUCAAGAUGUGUCUAGCAUCUAAAGACAAGAUGGGGAAGUUUAUGGCAACAUGUGUUCCACAUUUACUAUCUAUGAUAAUUUUUAGUUUUGCAUUAUCAUUGGAUGUGUUAUACAUGCGAUUUGGGUCAAAGACCUUGUCUCAAAAUCUCAUGAACUUUAUUUCAAUAGAGUUUCUUCUUUUUCCAUCAUUCAUGAAUCCCCUUAUAUAUGGAUUUAAACUGACCAAGAUUCGAAACAUAAUUCUUAGCUUUUUACCUGCCAGGAGAAGAAAUGUAGAGUGCAAAACUUUGAAAUUGGUUGAAGUGCCUCGGGAUUUAAUAUUGAAAUAA